GUAUCGGUGCAACAACAGAAAGUGGUCUAACUCCUCUCCAUGUAGCUAGUUUCAUGGGUUGCAUGAACAUUGUAAUCUAUCUACUACAACACGAUGCCAACCCAGAUGUUCCGACUGUUAGAGGAGAAACUCCAUUACAUUUAGCCGCCAGGGCUAAUCAAACCGAUAUCAUACGUAUCUUACUUAGAAAUGGUGCUCAAGUUGACGCAAGGGCUAGAGAACAACAAACUCCUCUCCAUAUAGCCUCACGACUAGGAAAUGUAGACAUAGUCAUGCUACUUCUCCAGCAUGGUGCCAAAGUUGACAAUGCUACCAAAGACAUGUACACCGCUCUCCACAUAGCAUCUAAGGAAGGCCAGGAUGAGGUAGCGGCUGUGCUGCUCGACAAUGGAGCCUCCUUGGAUGCCACAACGAAAAAGGGUUUCACUCCUCUUCAUUUGGCAGCCAAAUACGGUCACCUCAAAGUGGCUAAACUACUUCUACAGAAAGAAGCUCCUGUGGAUGCUCAGGGCAAAAAUGGAGUUACUCCAUUACACGUUGCUUCCCACUAUGACCAUCAGAGUGUAGCUCUACUUCUUUUAGAUAAAGGUGCUUCCCCACAUGCUACGGCAAAAAAUGGGCAUACUCCACUCCAUAUAGCUGCCAGGAAAAACCAGAUGGACAUCGCCAACACCCUACUGGAGUAUGGUGCCCAGCCCAAUGCAGAAAGCAAGGCUGGGUUCACACCACUACACUUGAGCUCUCAGGAAGGUCAUGGUGAAAUGUCUGCUCUGCUGGUGGAACAUAAAGCUGAUCCGAAUCAUGAGGCGAAGAAUGGUCUCACUCCCCUCCACCUGUGCGCUCAAGAAGAUAGAGUACCCGUCGCCGAAGUGCUGGUCAAAAAUGGUGCAGAAGUCAAUGCUGCAACUAAAGGGGGCUACACUCCUCUCCACAUAGCCAGUCACUACGGACAGACAAACAUGGUGAAGUUCCUCCUUCAGAAUGGCGCUAAUGUGGAAUCGACGACAUCUCUGAACUAUACACCUCUUCAUCAAGCUGCUCAACAAGGCCAUGCGAAUAUUGUCAACAUACUUCUGGAGAACAAUGCUGAUCCUAAUGCAGUGACAACGAGUGGUCAAACUCCGCUGAACAUCGCCCAGAAACUAGGAUACAUCACUGUCAUCGAAACCCUUAAAGUUGUGACGACAGUGACAACAAUCACAACAACAACGACAACCAAUAUUGAAGAGAAAUACAAAGUGCAGGCACCGGAGCUGAUGCACGAGACCUUCAUGUCCGAUUCCGAGGAGGAAGGUG
Leptinotarsa decemlineata (Colorado potato beetle) is the source of this 1296-nucleotide messenger RNA. RefSeq lists its product as uncharacterized. Gene Ontology annotation, biological process: signal transduction. Gene Ontology annotation, molecular function: protein binding. NCBI's taxonomy places the organism in Eukaryota, Metazoa, Arthropoda, Insecta, Coleoptera, Chrysomelidae. Gene Ontology annotation, cellular component: cytoplasm. The record is from RefSeq and is a predicted model, not a curated record.